Verticillium dahliae VdLs.17 is the source of this 840-nucleotide messenger RNA. RefSeq lists its product as uncharacterized. The transcript is spliced from 2 exons. The record is from RefSeq and is a predicted model, not a curated record. Bases 1 to 840 code for a protein of 279 amino acids. Lineage: Eukaryota; Fungi; Ascomycota; Sordariomycetes; Glomerellales; Plectosphaerellaceae.
AUGCAGUACUCUCUCGCAUCUCUGGCCGUCCUGGCCCUCGCCACCUCUGCUGCCGCCCAGGAGUUCAUCACCUUCACCCGCGCCAGCCAGUCCACUCGCGACUUUGGUCUUCUGCGCCGCCAAUCUGAUGGGUACCAGCCCGAGGACGAGGUCUGCGCCGGCGAAGGCAGCACUUGCGCCGAGGCUUGCGGCACCGGCUACCUUCAGUGCAGCUCCUCCGACUCUUCCGUCCACUGCUACAACCCCGCGGCCAACGAGUCUUGCUGCUCCACCGGCACUGGCAGCUCCUGCUUGAGCAAUUUCUACUGCACCCACGACACCCAGGUCGAGACCUGGUGCUGCCCCAACGGUCUCAGCCUCAAGGAGUGCGCCGUCAAGUUUGGUGUCACCGGCGCCCUGACCUCCGACCUGCCCAAGGCCACCUCUACCUCCUCUGCCUACAAGCUUCCUUCCACGACCACCACCGCCACCACCAGCAGCAGCAGCACCACCAGCACCACCAGCACCACCACCACCAGCACCACCUCUUCCGUCGUCGUCGAGACCACUUCCGCCCCCGUCAUCGAGUCGAGCACUGUCGCUUCCAUCAACAGCACGAGCUAUGCGCCUGUCACCUCGAGUGUGGUGCCCACUAGCAGCAGCUCCUUGAUCGCGGCUGCCAACACCACCUCGACUCGCCGCUCGUCCACCUUCCACUCUGCCGCGCCCACUGUCCUCAAGACGUCCGCCGCGGCUGUCCCCUCGCCCAGCCAAGUCAACCAGGACUCUGCAGCGUUGGCCAACGGCCCCGCCAGCCUGGCCCUUGUUGCCAGCAUGGCCUUCCUCUUCGCCCUCUUCUGA